GGUUGCAGCUGAGCCGCCAUGAAGCUCCUUCCUGUGCUUGCACUGUGUGUGACCCUGUUCUGCUCGGGAUACAGCAGUAAUGGAGGUCGUAACGCGAUCACUGAUGCUGAGAUCAAGGCAUUGUCUGAGACUCUUUACAGUCUGGACUCAAACAAGGCUUCAGCCUCACAGCUGAUCCUGGACACUCAGGCUCUGGUGCCCAACUCUGAGACCAGCCUGAAGAAGGACCUGUCCCCCAGGCCCUUGUUCCGCUCCGUGGAUGAGAAAGCUCUGUUCUCCCGGCCCACUUACGCGUCCCUCCUGGCUCUGCUGGACAACUACCACAGGAUGACUGGACAGGGGGAGGACUUUAGCCCCCAGCAGCUGGCUGAGCAGGACACCUUCCUAAGAGAGACCAUGUCCAACACUAAGCUGGGAAGAGAGCUCUUCACCUUCCUUCAGUCCAAGGGUAUCUAUGCGUCCGAGAAGGCAUUUAUUCAGGACCUGAAGAUGAUGUGGUUCGGCCUCUACUCACGCAACAACAAACAGCAGGACUCCAGUGGCUUUGAACAUGUCUUUGCAGGUGAGAUUAAGGGCGGAAAGGUGUCUGGCUUCCACAACUGGGUCCAGUUCUAUCUUCUUGAGAAGAAAGGACAGCUCAACUACUACAGCCACAGCUUCGACGGGCCCUGGACGUCUUACCCCGAUGUGCUGGGGAUGCAGUUCACGUGGGACGGCUACUUCAAGCAGAUCGGCUCCUCGAUGAUCGGCGCCAGUCCCGAAUUCGACUUUGCCGUCUUCAGCCUCUGUUACAUCACUCGCCCCGGAAAACAGUGCCGCGUCAGCGUGGGAGGAAAGAACCUCAGCAUCCAGACGUACACCUGGGACAACUCUUCCUACGGCGAUGGGAAGAAGUUCCUCGCCUCUGCCUAUCCUGUGACCCCCUGAAGCUGCCAUCGAUCUGCAGAGCAUCGAGCAUCUGCGUCCAACUCGCUCACUAAAGGCUUUUAAAAUAUUAAUCUACAUUUUAAAGAUGAGGUCACACCAGCUCAUAGCUCUGCUGCCUUCUUAAUAAAGUAAUUCUAAGUCGUGUGUGGAACAGUUUCA
This is a messenger RNA of Betta splendens (Siamese fighting fish), 1086 nucleotides long. RefSeq names its product endonuclease, polyU-specific (gene endou). NCBI's taxonomy places the organism in Eukaryota, Metazoa, Chordata, Actinopteri, Anabantiformes, Osphronemidae. Gene Ontology annotation, molecular function: RNA endonuclease activity. The record is from RefSeq and is a predicted model, not a curated record. The transcript has 7 exons. Bases 19 to 927 code for a protein of 302 amino acids.